GGUUUUGCCUGCAAUACAUUUACAACGCGGUACGUAGUAACGCGAAGCCGCCGCUUAUAUGUUAAGAGUUUGGAUUGCGAGGCUGGGCACAGUCGGUCAGUUUGUUGGCUGAGCUGUUCGCGAGCUAGUCGGUUUUAGCCUGUGUGACGUUAGCAGACUAGCUGCGCUGUCCGCCUGGAGCUCGAGCACGCUGCGAGAUCAGGUGCAGCAGCAUGUGAUAUUCCUACAUUUAUGGGGGCAAGUUAACUGAAGUGUCAAGAAGACAGCUUGCCCAUCACUGAGGGACAGUCAUCGUCUAUGUGCAGAAGAGACCGUUUUGGAUUACCUCUAAGAUUUAUCCACCAUAUCAGUUUUCUAUGUUGAGAAGACUGAGAAGGCCUACUGAUGACUGGGACUGAAGACAGGCACACACAUACAGACUCCGAGUGAUGUGACCUUGGCAAGCUAUAUGAAGAGGAGUGAGGGAGAGAGUGAGAGAGAAUAAGCUGACCUAUUUCAGACAAAGAAAAUACAGUGGUUUUUGAAGACUUCCGAGCACCUAGUGUCUGGUCUCCCCUCAGGACCGAGCAAAUAACAUCUCUCUCACAACACCACCCUGGUCUCGAGUCCAAUACUCCAACCCUGAACUGUGAAACUGCGGAGGCCAGGCUGGACUAAUGACGAGCAUGACUUUACGCCAAAGCACAGAUGCAUGUAUGCACUCGGAGUCCACCUGACUGCUACCACCCUCUGCUUCCUGGCUUUUGAAUCGGCCUAUCAGAGGGGUGGUGGGGGUGGGGCUUAGCUAGAGCCCACUCCUGUGCUGACCCUCUGAGUGAGACUGGUGCCUCCUGAUGGACCAGGGUGGUAGCGAGCAGCCUGGGGUGGAGGAGCCAGACUCUGGGGGUCGAGCAGAGCGGGAGGUGAGCAGGAGGGCAUCCGAGCCUGAUCACGGCUUGUCCAAAAUUACCCACAAUGCCUUGGAGAACAUGGGUGCGCUGGGCCAUGGUCUGAAGCAGUUCUUCCAACCUCAACGCAGACGCUCGUCCGUCUCGCCGCACGACUCUGCUUCUUCCUCCACAGGCCCCAUCCCUGAGCCUCCCGAAGCGGGGCCAGAGUUGGGGGAAGCGCCAGCCCUUACGAUCUGCGCCCCUAACUCUGACCUCCAUGCUUCCACACCCCCUGCAGCUCUGAGCCGCGUGCUGCAGCAGAUUCGAGGCCCCCCCAUAAUGAAGAGAGGGACCAGCCUGCAGAGCCGCCGCAGCAAGGCAGGGGGGGGAGGGGAGCCCCCCCAGAAAGGCAGCCCCCAGAUCCACAGGCGCAGCACCCAGGAGACCUUGCUGCAGGCAGGGCGGCCACGCUCCUCCUCCACCACAGAUACACCCAGCAGCCCGGCUUUGGCAGACAUGUUGCUGACUUCUGGGUACCACUCCACUGAGGAGACUGAACGGAUCUUUGAGGGCUAUGUCAUGGUACAGAAGUCCAAACAGUUACCGGCACCUGAGACCGAUGUAGUCGCUCAGGUAGUACAAAGUGGCAAUGGUUCCAAGAUGGACUGCAUUGAAAGUGAACCGCCAAUAACGCAAGAUCGUUUGGAGGUUUCUGGCCCAGCCGUAUCUCCAAACGCUCUGUCAUGUAGUUCAGAUGGUGGUCAGUAUGGUGUGGAUUCAGUGGAUGGCACCCCUGACCCUCAGCGAACCAAGCAGGCCAUCGCCCAACUGCAGCAGAAAAUCCUCAAACUCACAGAACAGAUCAAAAUAGAACAAACGGCAAGAGACGACAAUGUAGCCGAGUACCUGAAGCUGGCCAACAAUGCAGACAAACAGCAGAGCGCUCGAAUUAAGCAGGUGUUUGAGAAGAAGAACCAGAAAUCCGCACAGACCAUCCAGCAGCUACAGAGGAAGCUGGAACAUUACCACCGCAAGCUUAGAGAGGUGGAGCACAAUGGAAUACCACGCCAGCCCAAAGAUGUCCUGCGAGACAUGCACCAGGGUUUGAAGGAUGUGGGUGCCAAGGUGACUGGUGGCCUUUCCAGUUUCUCUCAGGCUACUCACUCCGCUGCAGGUGCAGUUGUUUCCAAACCCCGUGAGUUUGCCUCUCUUAUUCGCAACAGGUUUGGAAGCGCAGAUAAUAUCUCUGCCCUAAAAGACUCUCUGGAUGAACAACAAGGGGAUGAACCUAUACCAAGUGCAGUGACGGCUGGCACCAGGACCCCAGGACCUGGGCAGCUUCAAUCCAGCCCAAAAUACGGCAGUGAGGAUGACUGCUCCAGCGCUACAUCAGGGUCAGCUGGUGCAAAUAGCACCUCUGGCGCUCCGGGAGGGCCUCCAAGCUCAAAGGGUAACACACUGGAGCACGGCCAGAGCUCUGCCUUCGAUGCACUGCUGCAUGAGAUCCAGGAACUGAAGGACAACCAGAAUCGACUAGAAGAAUCAUUUGAAAACAUGAAGAGUCACUAUCAGAGGGAUUAUACCGAUAUUAUGCAGGCUCUGCAGGAGGAGAGAUACAGGUGUGAGCGUUUAGAAGAGCAGUUAAAUGAUCUAACAGAGCUGCAUCAAAAUGAAAUUCUCAACCUGAAGCAGGAGCUGGCCAGUAUGGAGGAGAAAAUCGCAUACCAGUCUUAUGAACGAGCCAGAGACAUACAGGAGGCACUGGAGGCUUGUCAAACGCGCAUUUCUAAGAUGGAGCUUCAGCAGCAACAGCAACAAGUGGUUCAGUUAGAGGGUUUGGAAAAUGCUACAGCACGCACUUUACUUGGCAAACUCAUCAAUGUGCUGCUGGCCGUCAUGGCUGUUCUCCUAGUGUUUGUGUCGACUGUCGCAAACUGUGUGGUUCCAUUGAUGAAAACACGAAGCCGUACGCUUUCCACAGUGCUCCUUGUCGUUAUCUUGGCUUUUCUCUGGCGGAAUUGGGAAGCCAUGUCGCAGUACUUAGACCGAUUUUUGCUGCACCCCAGAUGACCUGCAGGGGAGCUGCUGUUUAAUAAAGGGACUUGAGGUUGGGAACUUUAAGAGGAUGGAGACUAACACUGUCUCAGUUGCACUUAGGACAGAGGGACAUGGCACAUGAGUGGUGGACGUGGGAAAAAUCCUACAACCUCUUCUCUUUCACUGAAGGAGUGCAUUCGUUUACAUUUUAAAGACCUUUUUCUGCCAACAUGAAUUGUGUUGCUGAGUUUCCUUUUAUUUGUUGUGGGAAAUGAUGCAAGUUGUGUUGUUCAUUGUUCUUGUAAUUAUUGUUGUUAGGAUUGUUACAUUGAUGCAAUUUACUGAGUGUGGCGUUGCAUUGAAUUGAGUGGUUUUAACAUGCACUGGAUGGAGAUACUUCUCAUUUUUAAUACCAUAUUAACUGCUCUUUAACCUCCUAACUAUAUUUUAAUCUUUUUUUAUUUAUUUCACUUUCUACUACAGUCUUUUUGUCUUAAUUUCCUGUGCUCAUCACUUCACUUUUUUUCACUCAACCAUUUGCUGCUGUUUGGACUUCACUGCAGUUGUUGCUGAAUGAAGGAAAAGACUGAUUCUGUCAGAGAGGCAUGCGUGUUUGUGUGCAUGCGUGUGUGUGCGUGCAUGCGCGUGUGUGGUUUGAUUGAAUGGGCUUUAGUUUAGACUGGGUAAAAGAACCGGAACGCUUUCAACCACGAGCAGGCCUAGACUGCCCUGUCUUCAUCACUGGCCUAGUCCCAUGCCCCCCACCGGCCUACCUGUAUAGAGGCACAGUUCCCUGCUAUAUGAACUAAACAAACAUACUUGAAGAGCUGGAAAUGCUCAAAGACUUCAGUGCUUCCGUACUGUUUCUUAAAGCGACAAUGAAAUAGUCCUUUUUAGUUGUAUUUUUUAUUUUUAAAAUAAAAAGAAUAAACACGCUGUUUUAAAAAUGCUA
Messenger RNA from Myxocyprinus asiaticus (Chinese sucker), 3858 nucleotides. Its product is annotated as transmembrane and coiled-coil domains protein 1-like. The transcript has 11 exons. Gene Ontology annotation, cellular component: endomembrane system. The coding region runs from base 834 to 2939 and encodes 701 amino acids. NCBI's taxonomy places the organism in Eukaryota, Metazoa, Chordata, Actinopteri, Cypriniformes, Catostomidae. The record is from RefSeq and is a predicted model, not a curated record.